Messenger RNA from Pangasianodon hypophthalmus (striped catfish), 3779 nucleotides. RefSeq names its product gamma-aminobutyric acid receptor subunit alpha-2. The coding region runs from base 397 to 1758 and encodes 453 amino acids. Gene Ontology annotation, cellular component: dendrite membrane; GABA-A receptor complex; postsynapse. NCBI's taxonomy places the organism in Eukaryota, Metazoa, Chordata, Actinopteri, Siluriformes, Pangasiidae. Gene Ontology annotation, molecular function: GABA-A receptor activity; benzodiazepine receptor activity; transmitter-gated monoatomic ion channel activity involved in regulation of postsynaptic membrane potential. Gene Ontology annotation, biological process: signal transduction; chloride transport; synaptic transmission, GABAergic. The record is from RefSeq and is a predicted model, not a curated record. The transcript has 10 exons.
AAAAAAAAUAAAUAAAUAAAUCGGUGAAAGUGGUCAUUAUGUGAUACUGGGAAUUGACAUCAGUGGCUCGGUGGAAGAUUUGGUGAAUUAAACGAGGUUCUUUUCAAACAGAGCCACUCGGCUGUGAGCCUGCGCCGAACGCCUCGCUGAGGGGAAUUUAUGAACGCACGUUCUCGUGCCACGCGCGCGCUCCAGCAGCCGGUUUUAACACACACACACACACACUCACACACACACACACUCACACACACACACACAGGGUGAAUACACCCGCGCUGUGCCAGCCUGACGGAACUUUAACGCUCUCGAGCCUCCUUAGAGAUAUUUAGUGUUACAAAACAGCUGGAUCUCGUGCGCACUGAAAGGACUGACUUCAGGUGUAUCAGGUGUGAAGAUAUGAGGGAGAAGCUGUUUCACUGCUUGCUCUUCUGCAUCUCCUUAACGCUCUUUUGGCACACGAGGUCAGUAAGUGCAGACACCUCAACAGAUGCCUUCAAAAACAAUAUCACCCUCUUCACACGCAUCUUGGACAGGCUCCUGGAUGGCUACGAUAACCGGCUCAGGCCCGGACUAGGAGAUCGGGUCACCACUGUGAAGACUGAUAUCUACGUCACCAGCUUUGGGCCAGUUUCAGACACUGAUAUGGAAUACACAAUAGAUGUGUUCUUCAGGCAGAGCUGGAAAGAUGAGAGGUUGAAGUUUGAGGGACCAAUGAACAUCCUGCGUCUCAACAACCUGAUGGCCAGCAAAAUCUGGACUCCAGACACUUUCUUUCAUAAUGGGAAGAAAUCAGUGGCACACAACAUGACCAUGCCUAAUAAGCUGCUGCGUAUCCAGGAUGAUGGCACUCUGCUUUACACCAUGAGGUUGACGGUGCAUGCUGAGUGUCCAAUGCAUCUUGAGGAUUUUCCCAUGGAUUUCCACUCCUGUCCUCUCAAAUUUGGCAGCUAUGCAUACACAACAACAGAGGUGACGUACACCUGGACAAAGAACGCCUCAAACUCGGUGGUGGUGGAGGGGGAGAGCUCCCGAUUAAACCAGUAUGACUUACUGGGACAGACUGUAGGCAAUGAGACAAUUAAAUCCAGCACUGGCGAGUACACAGUGAUGACAGCUCACUUCCAUCUGAAGAGGAAGAUUGGCUAUUUUGUGAUUCAGACGUACCUCCCGUGCAUCAUGACAGUCAUCCUCUCACAGGUCUCCUUUUGGCUCAAUCGUGAGUCCGUGCCUGCCAGGACUGUGUUUGGUGUUACGACUGUACUGACCAUGACAACUCUGAGUAUUAGUGCCCGUAACUCACUGCCUAAAGUGGCCUACGCCACCGCCAUGGACUGGUUCAUUGCAGUGUGCUAUGCAUUUGUGUUCUCAGCCCUCAUCGAAUUUGCUACAGUCAACUAUUUCACCAAGCGUGGCUGGGCCUGGGACGGCAAGAGCGUGGUCAAUGAUAAGAAGAAGGAGAAAGCCUCUGUGAUCAAGAAAAACAAUGCAUAUGCAGUGGCCGUUGCGAACUACGCUCCCAACAUCACCAAGGACUCUGUCCUGCCCACCAUCGCUAAAGGUGGAGUUGCAGAAGUAGGCAAGGCCAAAACUGAGAGCAAACCAGCUGAGAACAAGAAAACCUUCAACAGCGUGAGUAAGAUCGACCGCAUGUCCCGCAUCAUGUUCCCUGUGCUCUUCGGAACCUUCAACCUGGUUUAUUGGGCCACCUAUUUGAACAGAGAACCCGUUAUCAAAGACAUGGUCCCCUCCAACCAUUGAUGCUCUUUAGUAGUGCUGAAGAUCCAGGACUAAAGAGAAAAGCCAAAAACCAUCCAGGGACUUCGUACACUCAUUCACUCGUGUAAGCAGUGUCUCGAUAUCCAGCCACCGAGCCAUAGACUGUUGAUUGUGUCUCCUCUCUUCUCUCUUUUCUACCGUUUUUCUGCCGUGCUUUUCAAAAUGUAAAUAUGUAUUUAUGCAUAAAAUUAUAUGCCCUGUAUGGUUUUUUCCCCAAACAUGGCUGUUCCCAUUGGGUUUACUGUGUUUAUAUUUUGCUGUUCUGUGAGUGUUUGUGGAUUCUCCUGAAAUCAGACUUUGACCUUUUUCUGUGAUCUCUACUCUGGCAUAUUGUAGUGUACUAUAUAUGAUAUGGUUCAUUUAUUUUUAGCAUUUAUUAUCAUGACUUUAUUAUUUUACCUAUUUGUUUGUAAUGGUGCUUGUAGGGUAUUACUAAGAUGAGUAAGAGGUCUUGUGAGGAACAGUCAAAACAUAACCAGAAAAAGAGAAAGAAACAUCAUAUUGCCAUCUACAUUUUUAGUCUGAUCCUUUACUGUGAAUGUAACAUUUUUUUAACGUAUUGUUAAUUUAAAUUUAGUACAGUAAAUUAACAACACAGCAGUAAAUACAGACUUUUAAUUUAUUUCAGUGAGAAUUCUGUUAAAUUAAAUAUUAGCUUUAAGUUCAUUCUGUUUAAAAUCAAUAUUGUGCAAAUACUUUUUGAAAAAAAAAAUGAUGUGGUAUUUAUUAUGAACAAACUUUUCAGGCAGGGAAGAGGUGAAAAUGUUCACCGCACCACUCCCUACAUAUCUGUUUGUGUAUUUAGUUAUUUAUUUCUUUGUUCAUUUUUGAGUCUGAACGUUUUACCUUGAAAAAUCAAAGGAUGACCAAUUUGGCUAUUGAUACUCUUGUAUUUAUUUUUAACUGUAAUUUAUUUUUUUGGUAGUUAUGUUUAAUUUUAGUGGCAUAAUGUGGACCAAACACCUACAAGUGCUUCAAGUAAUGCAUGUUUACCCUCUUUAAUGAAGCUAAAUAUUUUUAUAUAUCUUUAUUUAUGUUUGAAAUAUGCUGGACCUUGAGGUUGUUCCCCUGUGCAGAACUGAUCAUGAGUAUAAUUUAUUGUAUCUGUACAAAUUUAUAGCAUUGCGUAUGAUUUUAUUUCUGGCAUUACAGUCAUGUUUAAAGGAAGGAAGUAAUUCCAUAUACAAAGCAUGCUGCAGUAUUGUCUUGGCUGUAAGAAGAAAUGGCUGAAAUGGUACAUUGAACAUUUUGCAUGUGAUCAUUCCUUAUUUAUCUUCUUUCAUUUAAUGACAAUAGGUGAUGUUAUUUAUUUAUGUCUGUCUGUCUGUCUCUAUCUGUCUGUCUGUCUAUCUAUCUAUCUUUAUUUUUUCCUGGAAUUUCAAUUACAAUCAAGAUUUCAUAUCAAGCACUGCUUUAAGUUUUCUUAAGUAGCUUUAAUUGUGUAAACAGAUUGUGCAUUGUGGUUAUACAGAAAGAUGUUGGAGCAAUAAAAAAACAUUGCAAUGCUGGUUGCAGCUGCAUAGAUAUGGAAUGUAAUAAUGCUUUGUAAAAGGCUCAUGUAAGUGUUUCAUUAACUUGUAGAUAGUAUUGUAAUAUAUGUUCAGAUAUGGAAAGUGCAAAUUUAUUUACUGGCUGUUAGACUGAUGUCCUUUGGGAGGUAAGAAACAAUGGAAAUGUUUUUUUCUUUAUUUGUUUGUUUGUUUGUUACCUUUUGCUGAAUUUUCUGUGUUCAAAAUGAAUUUCUGUAAUGUGCUAUUAUGAGUAUAAUUUUAUUUUGACCAGUGAAUUGAAUGUCCUUUUAAUUGCUGACAUAUCAUAUGCAGCACAGUUUUUGUUUUUUAUUUUUUUUUAAUAUAAUACUCAAUGAAUUUGGAAAGUUGUCACAUGACCAAAUUCUUUUCUGAUGGCUGCUGGGUUUUGCAGUGUUAUAAAUAGUGAUAUUUGCUCUUUCAUUCUUGUUCCUCUUUCAACAGCUUCUUGCUGAAUAAAAAAAAUCAAAUAUG